AUUUCUAAUCAUAAACCUUUAAACCAAAGUUCUGAAAAAGUCAAAAUUACAGUCUCUCUCAUUAGACCACAUUCCCCAAUUCUCCUCCUCCUUCCUCCCGAACCAGAGCAGCAACAAUGGCGUUGAAGUUUCUGAACAAGAAAGGAUGGCAUACUGGAAGCCUUCGAAACAUCGAGAACGUCUGGAAAGCCGAACAGAAAAACGAAGCCGAACAACGCAAAUUGGAGGAGCUUCGGAAGCAGAUUAUCGAGGAGAGAGAGCGUGAUGAGUUUCGUGUUCUUCAAGAGCAAGCUGGCCUCACCCCGAGGCAAGAAAGAUUGGAAUUUCUGUAUGAUUCCGGAUUAGCUGUUGGAAAACCCAGUUCUGAUGGGUUUCAAGCACUUGGGAGUUUCCCUAGUGCUGAUAAUUCUGCAUCGGCAUCGGCAUCGGCACCGGUAUUGGCUUCAGCACCGGCUCCAUCGUCGGAAGCGCAACCAGCUGUCCCUGGAGCUUUGUUUGAAGAGAAACCACAAUCUGCCAAUGACGCUUGGAGGAAACUCCAUUCAGAUCCACUGCUGAUGAUUCGGCAAAGAGAGCAAGAAGCUAUGGCUCGAAUAAAGAACAAUCCAGUAAAGAUGGCUAUGAUUCGUAAAUCAGUCGAAUCAAAGAAAAAACACGAUGAGUCUCAUGAUGGGAAACACCAAAAGGUGAAAUCAAAACAUAAAAAGCACUCUUCCUCGUCCAAGCAUCACUCAGAAUCUGAAAGUGAUAGUCACGAAGAGAGAGAAAGAAGAAGGAAGGUGAAGCAACAAAGGAAAGAACAUCACUCAGAAUCAGAAAGUGAUAGUCAUGAAGAGAGAGAAAGAAGAAGGAAGGUGAAGCAAAAAAGGAAAGAACAUCACUCAGACACGGAAAGUGAUGAAGAGAGAGAAAGGAGAAGAAAGACGAAGAACAAGAAGAAAGAACAUUCAGAUUCUGACGAGGACGACUCCAGAGACAGAACCAGACAUCAUAAACAUUCACACAGAAACUAUGAUGGAAAGCAAAAAUCAGACAGAAAUAAAGACAGUGAUCGAAUUCAGAGAGGAUACGAGAAUUCAAAACAUUCCGAGUAUGAAUCAAAGCAUACUGGUUUGCCACCUAGGCAGGAUUAUCAUGAAUCAAAGCAUGGUUUGCCACCUAUGCAGGAUUAUCACGAAUCAAAGCAUACUGGUUUGCCACCUAGGCAGGAUUAUCACGAAUCAAAGCAUACGGCUUUGCCACCUAGGCAGGAGUCACACAGGCGGCGAGGUAGGGCCCCACAACUCUCGGAAGAAGAACGGGCGGCUAGGUUGAGAGAGAUGCAAAUGGAUGCUGAGACUCACGAAGAGCAACGAUGGAAAAGGUUGAAGAAGGCGGAUGAGAAUGAUGCACGUGAAGCUAGCCAAGCGGGGAAUUCCCGAGGGGGGAAGUCGUUCCUCGAUUCUGUUCAGAAGAGUGUGUACGGUGCUGAGAAAGGAGGGAGUUCGACGAUCGAGGAAAGUGUUCGUCGUCGUUCACAUUUUCUUCAGGGAAGGUCAUCAGCUGAUGAGGGUAAUGCUUUUCGAAGGUGAUAGAUGAAGGUGGGUUGCAUGUUGUUCUUCAUGAUAACAAUGUUUAUCGUUUAAUCCUUGAAUGAGGUGGUUCUCAAUGUUCAGUUGGAUAUUUGUUUUUUGAGAUUUAUAGGAUCCAUGUAAAUUAAGUGGGAAACCAGAGGCGAUAACAUAUACUCCCUCCGUCCCUUAAUACUCGCACCGUUUUGACUGGACACGCUUGCCAAUGCACUUCUUUGACCACUAA
This is a messenger RNA of Spinacia oleracea (spinach), 1797 nucleotides long. RefSeq lists its product as uncharacterized. The transcript has 4 exons. Bases 117 to 1571 code for a protein of 484 amino acids. Lineage: Eukaryota; Viridiplantae; Streptophyta; Magnoliopsida; Caryophyllales; Amaranthaceae. Gene Ontology annotation, biological process: mRNA splicing, via spliceosome. Gene Ontology annotation, cellular component: U2-type spliceosomal complex. The record is from RefSeq and is a predicted model, not a curated record.